CGACACGGUAUGCUCAGGGCGAGAGGGAAAUCAUAUGGCUGAGGUUCUCAAACUGUGCCGGGUCACCUCUCACACUUGAUGGGAUCAACAUUCUAUCUGGCUCCGAUUUCUCAAAAAACGCAUACAUUCUGACGAAACUAGAUAGAGGUGAAAAUAUUUAUACAUGAAAAUGAUGCAACUAAAGAAACUACAAAUCCCCCUCCCUCCCUGAAUAUGAUGCAACAGGUACAGAUAUAAACAACAGUAGAUACGAUGCUGUGCGUGUUUCUGACAGGUGUUGAUGGAGCAAGAUCGAACCAGUGAGUAUGGCUGUCAAUGGUGAGACCACAGCCCCCAGAGCUGAACUAGGGAGAGAGGACAUGUAUGCUGCCAAUGGUUCUAUGGUUGUAGAGACUGCUGCCAAUGGUUCUAAAGUUGUAGAGACUGCUGACAAUGGUUCCGAUGUUGAAGAAGAUAACGGUGUCCCUAUAGACAGAGGAUGGGCGUGGGUCGUUGUUAUAGGCUGUUUCGGUAUGCACAUGCUGAUCGUGGGCGGAGUCAAGUCGUUUGGAGUUUUGUUUGUUGAGUUCCAGGACAAGUACCAGGCCAGUGCCCAGGAGCUGGGCAUCAUACAGGGCAUGGGCAUGACCUUCAUGCUUGGUCUAGGGCUGUUCUCCAACAUGUUGGCGGUACGCUUCACGUGUCGGAAAGUUGUCUUCGUCGGAGGAAUUCUCACGUCCAUCGGCUUCAUCAUGACUGCCUACAUGCCCUCGUUCUGGAACCUGUACCUGACUUACGCGGUCACAGGUAUAGGGUUCGGCCUGUCCUACAGCCCCUGUGUCGUGAUGGUCGGAUGCCACUUCAGGAAGCGUCGAAGCCUGGCCAACGGCAUCUCCGUGUCGGGCUCCGGCGUGGGCUCCUUCGUGCUCCCGAACAUCAUGCGUGUGCUCCUGGACACGUACGACCUCAGCGGGUGUCUGCUCAUCCUUGGCGCCAUCACUCUCAACGUCUGCGCAUGCGCCAUGCUGUUUAGACCACUUAGCAGUUACAGGCCAAAGGUCAAGCGAACAAAAGUUACAGAGGGUGAGACGAAUAACACAGAGGAGGGGAGGGUGCCCACAGUAAAGUGUGAAGAGGACCAGGACCACAUACACAGAGAGGACAGUACGGACAAGGACAUGAGAAACGACGGCGUGGAGAUGGAGAAACUCCUCAACAACAACUCUGGCAACUGGGAACUUUACGAGAACGACAAAAACCUGGCGCUUUCCGGAAGUCGGAAUUUAAUUUACAAAGGGGAGACGAACCUCCGUAAACCUGGCAUGCACCUGCUGGCACCGGAUGUGACGAGUGGUCGCCUGACGCCAUCACAGUACGCCAGCAACGGCGACAUCUUCAUGGCCUCGCUCCAGAACAUUCCCCGCGAGGACAUGGCUGACCUCAACAACCGGUGCCUGGACCUGGGCUGUCUCUCGCGGCCCGGGGGGAGCGAGAACAAGACCAAGGUCAAGGCCAGCAACAAGGCAAAGGUCAAGGACCCGAACAAGCCGAAGCUGUUCAACUGGUCCCUGGUGACGAACCCCGUCUUCCUGAUGUACGCCUUCUCCUGCGUGCUGGCCAAUUUUGGCUACCCCAACAUCUUCUUCAUGCUGCCGGCGUUUGCAGAGAGCAAUGGCCAGGACAGGAACAGUGCCGCCCUGUUGGUCUCCAUCAUUGGCAUCACAGAUCUCUUGGGGCGCUUUUGUUUAGGGUGGUUCUCGGAUUUUAAUUUCAUCCCCAAAAGAUUUGGAUUUAUUGGUUGUAUAGCCAUCAGUGCGGUCCUGAACAUUAUUGUACCGGCAAUGACGUCAUUCGCUGCCAUGGCAACAUACGCCGCGUUGUACGGGUUCUUUGGUGGCGCCUUCUGGGCGUUGAUAGCUGUACUGUUGGCAGAGGCUCUAGGUGUUGAAAAGCUGAGCAGCUCAUAUGGUCUGAUCACCAUCUCCAUGGCAACAAGUCUGCUACCAGGACCCAUUAUUUGUGGUCUGAUCCGUGAUGCCACCUUGUCCUGGAACUAUGCUUUCAUCUUCUGUGGGAUCAUGGCCCUCAUUGGCUCCGUCAUUCCAAUCUUCGAGCCGUGCGCACAGAAAUAUUUGGCCACUAAGGAAGAGAAGAAAGCCUUGUCAAAAGUUUGACUGCGCGGACUUGGCGCGUAGUUGUCAACCAGGUUGAAAAUUGCUCCAUUCUGAGUUGGUUCAAUGUUACAUUUUAAACCACACAGCUUCAAACAUUCUCUAAUGACCUCAUGUUUUGAAAAUCAUAAUAUGAUCUCAUGUUUUGAAAAUCAUAUGACCUUAUAUUUUGAAAAUCAUAAUAUGAUCUCAUGUUUUGAAAAUCAUAAUAUGACCUCAUGUUUUGAAAAUCAUAUGACCUUAUAUUUUGAAAAUCAUAAUAUGACCUCAUGUUUUGAAAAUCAUAUUUUUACCUCAUAUCUUGGACGGUGAUCAUGUACGCUUGAAAAAUUAUUUAUAUCUGUUGGGUUACAUUUGUAAUUAUUUAAAUAUUUAUAAAUAUUGUUGAAUGACAAUUUAUGACAAUUUAAAUUAUUUUUUUCACACAUUGUUUUUUCUACUAUUGUUGAAUAACAGUUUAUGACAGUUUUUAACAUUUUGAACUGAAGUUUUUAUUUACAAUUUUGUUGAAUGAUAUUUUGAACUUGUCAGACUUAACUUGACAUCAAAUGUUUUUGAAUUGUUGCAUGUAUAUUUGUAUACAAGUUUACAAAAAUUUUAUUUAUCACUAUUAUUAUUAUAAUGUUGA
Physella acuta is the source of this 2778-nucleotide messenger RNA. Its product is annotated as monocarboxylate transporter 14-like. The record is from RefSeq and is a predicted model, not a curated record. Gene Ontology annotation, biological process: monocarboxylic acid transport; transmembrane transport. NCBI's taxonomy places the organism in Eukaryota, Metazoa, Mollusca, Gastropoda, Physidae. Gene Ontology annotation, molecular function: monocarboxylic acid transmembrane transporter activity.